AUGGUCUGGAGUUCAAUUAUAUAUAGCGAAGAGAAUAGUCUCAUAGAGGAAAUGGGAGGAAAGUAUUUAAAUAUGAAAUUAGAAUAUGAAAUAAAAAUGAAUUAUAAUAGAAUUAGAUAAAUGUGUAUUAUUUCAGAGAAUUAAAAUUUUCAUAUUUAAAGGUAAUGAAGUAUAUUUAAUAUUAAUAGAAAAUAUAUAAUAAUAGAAAAUAUAUAAUAAUAAUAAUAUAUAAUAUAUAAUAAUAAUAAUCUAACAACUUAAUUGAGAAAGUAUAUAAUAGAGAAAUUAAAGAGAGCAAGAAAGCAUAAGAAUGAUGGAAUCAUUAUAAAAGUAUUAAUUAUAAAUAGUAGAGCAUAGUGAAUAAAGGAUAAGAUGAAAUAAGUAUGUAAAUGAGAAUAGAGGAGAUAAUUAGAUAAAGAAGUUACAGAAUCUAAUUUAGAGAGGCGGUUGGAUAAUUAAAUUAGUGAGUUGAGUGAUUUUGUAGAUGGAAAAUAAAUAGAAAUGUUGGUGGAGAUUGGAUGUGAUUUUAUGAUAAAAAAUUAUUUUGUGAUUGUUUUAAGG
This is a messenger RNA of Paramecium sonneborni, 561 nucleotides long. The record is from the annotation of a GenBank genome assembly. Lineage: Eukaryota; Ciliophora; Oligohymenophorea; Peniculida; Parameciidae.